Messenger RNA from Porites lobata, 5637 nucleotides. NCBI's taxonomy places the organism in Eukaryota, Metazoa, Cnidaria, Anthozoa, Scleractinia, Poritidae. The record is from the annotation of a GenBank genome assembly.
AAACAUCUGUCACUAAAUUUUGCUACAAGCGUGAAUUCAUCUCUCGAGGAACUCAGAAACAUUAAAGUAAUACAUUUUUUAAUACAAUAAUUUUUCAUAUCGCAAAACCCCCCAAAGAAGUGACUUUUCUUAAACAACCUGACAGCUCUCUCUGCCGCCACGUAAAUGCCGCGUCACGCAAAAGCUUUUGAAGUGGAAGCAAAUAUGAAAUUAAAAAAACUCUUUUGAAGUGAAAAUUUGUCUGAAUGUUAGGUUCUUGGCUGCUCUAAUACUUCGUGGAAGUAAAACUCAGGAGGAUCGAUAAUAGCCCACGUUCGAUACAUGACUCCGAGGCUUUCUGGUUAUCUUUCUUUAUUUGGUUUGGUUUUCUUUGUGCUCAAGCCUCCUCUGGGAAUUGCGAGACGAUGGAGUCGUAAAAAAUUUGCAAUAAAGCCUCGGAGUCAUGUUAGAAUUUUAGUAUAUCGAAGGCUAUUGUUUGAAUUUUUGAUGACGUCAUGGGAAAACCAGCACCCCCAAAAAAUCGCAAAGAGAUUCAGGGAUAGAAAGUUAUUACUAUUUUUUAAAUUCUAUACACCUCGUUCCCAAAAGCCCAGUAUGAAUUUUUACCUCUAUACUGGCCUAUUACAUGCAAUUAACGGAAAAUAUGCAUGAAAAUAUUUCAAUUGUUCAGCCAUUCCGAUGCUCGUAGGCAGAAAACCGGUCCAAAAAUACUUCGGGAUGCCGCGCCCGCUCCCGCGCCCGCGCCCGCGCCCGUGCCCACCCGCGCUCCCUCACGCACGCUUUUCUUAUUGUUGUGCAAUUUGCAUAAUUAUGUGAUAUUGAGGCCUGCCGAGUCACGCUUGUAAUACAAGUUCGUCUAUCUUCGUGGGUUAAAACCAAAUUAUAUCUCACUUUCAAGGCAUAGAGGUACGUUCACUUCCUUCUCAAAGUAUCUUUAAAACUAUUCAUGCUAUCUUAUGAAGCGUUCCUCUUAUUUUACUGAUUUGCGUGUGAGGCAAUGAUUUAGAAUGAUUGUGUUUAAUAUGUACAUUGUUGUCCAUGAUCGGUAAUCUAAAUCACAAAUGUGCUGCGCCUCUUUUCGAAGUUUGAGGUUAUUUGUCUUGGAACAAUAUUAGGCCCCCGGUUAACAAUAGCGCCUAGUAAGUAAAUAUCGUUUUUACACCUGAACAAGCUAGAUUUCUUAUACCUUGAUGAACAUCCUGAACAUCGAUGUUUUAAGAAAUUUGAUACAUUCAGUCUACUCUUUUAUAAAGUAUUAUUGAACGUUUGGAGGGCCGUUGUAUUAUUGUUGCCACAACACAAUAUUUAAAGCCUGUUAUACGGCAGUUUGAAAAUUUCAAUUGUUUUCUACGAUUUGCAUGGGAAGCGAAAACGAACAGCCGUUCGACUCGUCACGCAACUCUCCUGCGUGACGACACAAAGAGGAUGCUACUAAAAGGAGGAACGAGGAACGGGGAACGGGGAACAGCGAACGAGAAAAUGAAAAAUGGGAAAUAACCUAACUUGAACCCCAGCCCUAUCAGUAACUUCAUUUCCAAUUCUCUGUUUUGUUCCCAUAUUUCAUUAUCCGAUUUUCCGUACUCAUUCCUCAUUUUAGGGCAAUUUAGUGACAUCACAGUGAGAGAUCGACUAUUCUCUGUUUUCACCGUCAUGUCAUGGAGAAUAAAAAAAGUUUAAACCAUUCAAUACGGAGAGUCCAGAAUGUGAUAAAUGAAAGAAGAUAAAUACACAAAAAACCUCGCCAGAUAUCAGGUUUGUGCCGUAUUUCAUAUCCCAGAUAUUCGGGAAAAUGUUUUACCCAAAUUUACCAAGUUUUGUAUGGAGACGCCAUGUAAUUGUUGGUGUCCCUUUGAGGGGUACCAAUAUGGCGGCCGGAAACCAAUAGAAACAUCUAUCUUUGAGUUUUCCUCCAAGCGUGAAUACAUCACUUUCAGAACUCAUAGAGAUUAAAGUAAUUUCUAUUCUGAGACAAUGAAUAUUUAGACAGCAAAAUCUCGCAAAAUCGGUAACGUUUUAAACUCACAUAAGAGCUAUCCCGGCCUCCAGCUAAAUGCCGCGUCACGCAAAAGCCUGGAAAUUCAAGCGUCCUCUAUUGCAAAACGAAGAACCCUUUCGAACCAAAGAUUUCUAUUAAUAAAGGUGUUUAGCUGCUGUAAUAUGAAAGUAAAAGCUCAGAAGAAUUGAUAAUUCCUUAGUUAGAUUUUUGGUGACGUCAUGAUAAAACCGAGAAUAAGUUGUGAGUGGGUAGAAGAGCUGUUCCCUUACAAAUUCUACUAACUUUAUCAGCUGUAGUAACCUUUGAGAUAUAAGCCUUAAAAUAUACUCGUUAGCUAAUGCAUAUUCCCUUUCAAUUCCUGCUGAAAUUAUUUCAGAUACAAAUUUUGUCUUUAUUUUUUUUAUACAAAACGUUGAUCACGUGAUCAACUGAGGCAAAUGCGUAUCAAAUUAUAUGGUAUACGUAGGGAAAAACUAGAGGCGGGAAAGCCCAAGACAUCUGCCAAGAGAAAGCACUGGGAUUUCAAUUGACAAGUUCCCAAAUAUCUAUCAAAAUGGUUAACUUAAAUAAAAAGAAAUUUAAGUCAAUGGUAGAGCAGCAGAGGUUCCCCCGGCCUGGCAAUGGUAUACAGUAAAAACUUGUGACUAAGAACCUGGUUUUUAAGGCUAAAUUUUGCCAGUUAGGCGCCCUCUAUACAAGACUCUGUUUAGCCUAACAUUUGAAACAGGUUCUUAUUUUCUAAUAUCCGUAAAAAAUUCUGAACAUGCAAUUGGGCAAAUAAGUCAACUUAAGUCAUCUAUAAAGUCAAAUAGGUCAUCUUUCAUAGGCCUUUCCCGAUUGUGCUCUUAAAAUACUUGAAAGUUGCUCACUGGAAUGCCAAAAAGUUGCUACCUAAAUUUCAAAAGUUGCCAGCUAAAUUUCUUGAUAUAUUUUUUUUUAUAUAAACGUUAAUUAAAAGCUUUAUUUUCAUUCUUCACAAUAAUUACUAACAUCUGUCAAGAAAAAUAGCAGGAAACUUAGCUAUUUUUAAUUAAAAAAAAAAAAAAAAUAAAAAUUAACAAAACUAAAAAAAAAUUUAAAAAAAUUGAUAAACAUUGAAAAAAUUCGCUUGAAUUUGAAGCUUUCUAUGAAAUCGUUGACUAUUUCAUGCUUGAUAUGUGCUCUAAACCUAUAUUUUGCUCAAAAGUUGCUCAGAAAGGCAAAAUUUGUUCGAGGUUGCUAGAACCGCAAAAAGUUGCUCUAGACGCCAAAAGUUGCCGAGCACAAUCGGGAAAGGCCUAAUCUUGUAUGACAUUCAAGAUCCUCUUUGGAAGAGAAAUAGGUGCCUUUAAUAUCACUCCAACUGCAAUGAAAUGGUGUGCAGAUUUUGUAUGAGGAACAACCUGAAUACCACUAACUGCCUUUCGCUACACUGUAUUUUUCCCCUAGAAAACAUGAACCUAUAUAAGAACCUUAAUAGCCUAAAUUUGUGCUUAAUAUCAUUUAUGUAAGAACCUGUUUAGGCUAACUUGGAAAAUGUGGUUUCUUAGUCGAGGGUUUUAUCACACUUUUCUCUUUAUCUUGAUACAGGACAAUGGAUGGCCUUGAAAUAGAUUCUAACUCACGUUUAGUAAAACCUUUGCCCACUGCCUUCAUAACAGCUGGAGUUGUUGUGCUAUUGUUCAUCUGGUGGCAAGAAGCAUGCAAUUGUGCCCUUCGCAAGAAAAUCAACGCUCCUAGCCCCAAGGGUUGGCCCAUAAUUGGCAAUAUGCUUGAUGCGAGAAAACUUGAUGGAGUACACCUUUUGUUGUGUAACUACAUUAAAAAUCAUGGCAAAGUGUUUUCUUUUAGUAUGUUUGGAAAGCCAAGUCUUGUUAUUGCUGAUCCUGACAUCCUGAAGAAGAUUCUGGUGAAAGAUUUCUGGAACUUCCGAAAUCGCUUCGCGGUAAUUAAGCCUAAAGGGGCAAUUGCCAAAAGCGUUUUUCUUGAACGCGAUGAAGCUUGGAGGCGCAUCCGCGCCACGCUUACCCCGUCGUUCAGCGCAAAGAAAAUGAAAGGGAUGGUAUCCCUGAUCGAAGAUUCGUUUGAGAGAUUGAUGCAAAAAUUAGAAGGCGUUGUCAAUACAGGUAAGUGGGGUCAUUAUUUGAACUGAACUUGUUCUAAAUGGCCUUUUUUCUGCAUUGUUGCAUUCACAUCCAGUUAAAGGCAAGUUCAUAAAUCAUGAGACUUCGAACGAACAGAUUGCCGUCCACGCUUCAAAUUUAAUUUUCAAUAAAAUUGUGACAAAUCUGUUUAACUUCAAUUUAGUUGGAAAUCUUAGAAAAGUGUUUAAAUUUAAAGAAAACGCUAGUAAGGGAUACUUUCUCGUAAAAUGCGCUCAAUUUAAAUCUUAUUCCACCCCCCUUACUACUUCCUCUACGAUUCAUAACAGUUUUUUAGAACAGGGAGCCCAAGUCGUCUGAAAAUGUUUAAGAAAUUAUAGGUUGACUUUUCAUAUGUUAAGUAACCGCUUUAAUAUAAAACUUCUAUCGCGCACAAAUAUCUGCAUCAAAGAACUGUAAUUUUGUCAGUCAACUUAGUUGACGCAACUCAACGUGGUGUUGGCUCUUAUCCAUCCGUUUAAGCUACAGGCCAUUCUAACCAAUACUUUCGAGCAGUCAUUUUAACUUUGUGUUUGCAUUUUAGGCGAAUCUGUAGACAUGUUAGACUGCUUCAGUAGAAUGACGCUGGAAGUUAUACUCUCCACCGCGUUUGGUGUCGAAACUGACAUUCAAAACGACAAAGAAAGCCUGUUAUUUAAAAAGGUGAAGGAGGUUUUUCGCACUCCUUGGAUAAUGGACAUUUUAAGACGGUUUCCUUUUGGAAUAUAUCUUAUAAGGAUUCUGGCACAAAUCAUGCGCACUCCAAGGUACUUUGAAAAGGUCGCCUCAGAGAUCUUACAGCAAAGGAGAAAAACUGGGCCAACAGGAAGACAAGAUUUGAUGCAUUUGAUGCUGACAGCGAACGAGGAUUCAACUGAAAAGGGAUUAUCCAAACUCACCGAUGAAGAGAUAAUUGGCCAGUGUCAGAUCUUUCUUUUCGCAGGUUACGAAACUUCGAGCAAUACUUUGGCCUAUAUCACCUACCAGCUGGCCCUGAACCAGAAUGUACAGGACAAAUUAAGAGAGGAGAUCAAGGAAGGAGUCAAGAGAAACCCUGAAAGCUCUCUGUACGACCUUUCUCAUGACAUUGAGUAUCUGGAUUGUGUUAUAAAUGAGUCACUGCGACUAAAUCCACCUUUGGCUCAGGUUAACCGUGAAUGUGUCAGCGACUACAAGUUUAAUGACAUAUUUAUCCCCGCAGGACUACAAGUCAUCAUUCCUGUGUAUUUUCUACAUCGUGACCCUGAUGUCUGGCCCAACCCAGAAAAAUUUGAUCCCGAGAGAUUUCGAAGCCCCGCCAAAGACGGUCGUCACCCAUACCAAUUCUUGCCAUUCGGUUUAGGGCCAAGGUCCUGCAUUGGGAUGAGAUUCGCUCUAAUGGAGAUCAAGAUUGCUUUGGUGAAAUUCUUGAUGAAGUACAAGUUUGUACGUUCACCUGAGACACAGGUACCUUUGGAAAUUCUUGCUGGUGUCACUCUGAUCCCGAAAUAUGGAGUCCACGUCAGAAUAGAAAGGGUUUAG